This is a messenger RNA of Drosophila eugracilis, 728 nucleotides long. RefSeq lists its product as uncharacterized. The transcript has a single exon. Bases 162 to 569 code for a protein of 135 amino acids. Lineage: Eukaryota; Metazoa; Arthropoda; Insecta; Diptera; Drosophilidae. The record is from RefSeq and is a predicted model, not a curated record.
AACAAGCCUUUUAAAACUAAUAAAAAAAUAUACAAGUAGGCUUGGAAUCAUCUUAAUAAAUAGUCAUAGUUUCGAAUAGCUUUCGUUAGCAGUUUAAAGAAAGUUUACACUAGAAAGAAAUUUAAAUAUAUUUUGUUGUAUAGUUUUCUCUUAAAAUAACCAUGGAAUUCCCCAUACCAGAGGCUCAAUACUGGGACGUAUCAAAGAAAUCGCAGAGAGAUCGUCAGAUGAUUCGAAAGUUUAUUCCCGAUUCCGUCGAUUUGGCCACUGUUAGUCCUAGUGAGAUUUACAAGAUCGAUACAUUCUAUUUGGAGUGUCAGAAGUACAGGGAUCAUUAUCGUGACCCCUACGGCAAAGUGCACUGUCCACCAUUCUUCCAAACUCACAAAGGAAAGUGCGGAAUCAAAUUGGAUCAGAACCUGAUUCGUCUGACGCAGGCGAUUUCAGCAACUGUGGAUCGCCAGCCAAUAGUAUUCCCCCUGAUUCCGAGCAAGAGCAUGUUUUUGGGAACAAGUAUUCCGAUGGGUUCACAUACAUCCAAAAUUGGUGUUACCAGCUUCCUCAGAUGAAGUAAGGAAUCUAUUUCUGUUCCCUUGAUUCGCAACAAGUUUCAGAGCAAGUAUUCCAGCGUACAUCCAAAAUUGGCGUUAUCAGCUUUCCCAGAUAAAACAUAUGUGAUGUGACAAAAAAUGUAAUACAAUGCAGGCAGUUGCAUCUAAAUCAGCCAA